AUGCAUACCUUCAAGUUGUGGAAUCCUGCAAAGAAUGAAAAACUACAAGAUUUUUUUUUUUUGCAAGAGGUGCAGACGGGAAAACUCUGGUUAUCUAGAGGAGAGCAUGAAAUGGGGGUCAAACAUCUCAGCAAUGCCCUUUUAGUGUAUGGGCAACCAUAGCAUCUUCUGAAGGUUUACAAACAAACAUUCCCUCCUGAGGUAUUUGAGAUGCUAUUGCUCAAAAUUCCCCUUAUUUUCCAGCAAUUUGAGGCAGAUAUGAAUGAACAGAAGUAUUUGAAGGAUGAUCCUGAUUAA
Messenger RNA from Nannospalax galili (Upper Galilee mountains blind mole rat), 297 nucleotides. RefSeq names its product translocase of outer mitochondrial membrane 20 like (gene Tomm20l). The transcript is spliced from 4 exons. Lineage: Eukaryota; Metazoa; Chordata; Mammalia; Rodentia; Spalacidae. The record is from RefSeq and is a predicted model, not a curated record. Gene Ontology annotation, biological process: protein targeting; tRNA import into mitochondrion; protein import into mitochondrial matrix. Gene Ontology annotation, cellular component: mitochondrial outer membrane translocase complex; mitochondrial outer membrane. Gene Ontology annotation, molecular function: transmembrane protein transporter activity.